Molecule: messenger RNA, 138 nt
Organism: Aphanomyces astaci
Lineage: Eukaryota; Oomycota; Saprolegniomycetes; Saprolegniales; Verrucalvaceae
Exons: 2
Coding region: 1-138 (45 amino acids)
Biological process (GO): protein phosphorylation
Molecular function (GO): ATP binding; protein kinase activity
Source: RefSeq, a predicted model, not a curated record
AUGAGUCAUGAAGUCGGUACGUUUAUCUGGGCUGCUCCGGAAGUGCUCAAGGGGAGCCAGCUCACGGUAGCUGCCGACAUUUACAGCUUUGGAAUGCUCUUGUCGGAAUUGGACACCAAGUUCCAUUUGAUGGCAUGA